AUUGAAGACACAUUCAGAGUCAAACAUGAAGAUACUGAGGAACAAACAGAGAUGGUGUCAGUUAAAGAGGAGAGAGAAGAAGUGAAGACUGGAGAAAUAUUCAGAGUCAAACAUGAAGAGACUGAGACAGACACUAUUACAAAGAUGGAGUUUAUUAAAGAGGAGACUGAGGACAUGAAGAUUGAAGAAACAUUCACAGUCAAACUUGAAGAUACUGAGAAACCAACGAAGAUGGAGUCAGUUAAUGAAGAGAGAGAAGUGAAGAUUGAAGAAGUAUUCAGUCUGAAAUAUGAAGAGACUGAGACACAAACAGUGCUGAAAGAGGACAGUCAGAAACCGAAUGAGAAGGAAGACAAUAAUCAUCAUGAUUUCACGACUAAGGGAAAAUCCACUAAGAAGAUCUCAGAAAAAAGAGUUCAGAUGACCAAAUCAAAUGAUUCAUUCACUUGCUCUCAGUGUGGAAAGUGUUUUAGUAAAAAAAAAAACCUUGUACUCCACAUGAGAGUUCACACUGGAGAGAAGCGGUUCUCCUGCCAACAGUGUGGAAAGAGCUUCACAACCAAACUUAACUUUAGGAAUCACAUGAUGGUUCACACUGGAGAGAAGCCGUUCACCUGCCAUGAGUGUGGAAAGAGCUUCACAGCCGAACUAAACCUCAGGAAUCACAUGAAAGUUCACACUAGAGAGAGAUCUUUCACCUGCCAAGAGUGUGGAAAGAGUUUCACUCAAAAUGGAAACCUUAAAGUCCACAUGAGAACUCACACUGGAGAGAAACCAUACAUUUGCACCCAAUGUGUAAAGUGUUUUGCACAUAAAAACACCUUUAAUUACCACAUGAAAAUUCACAUUCAAGAGAAAUCUUUCACCUGCCGAAAGUGUGGAAAAAGUUUCACUGAUAAACAAAGCCUUGAAGUCCACAUGAAAGUUCACACGGGAGAGAAACCUUAUGUUUGCUCUCUGUGUGGAAAGAGUUUCAGACACAAAAAAACCCUUAAUCACCACAUGAAAAAUCACAAUGGAGAGAAGUUGUUCGCAUGUGAACAGUGUGGAAAGAGGUUUCGUUAUAAAAAUAGCAUCAGCAAUCACAUGAGGCUUCACACUGGAAAGAGGCCGUAUACCUGCAAACUGUGUGGGAAGAGCUUCACACAAAAAGGAACUCUUAAGAUUCACCUGAGAAUACACAAAAGAGAGAAACCAUUCAAAUGUGUGGAAAAUGACUAACGUGCUAGUACGGUCAUAUACAUGAAAACCAUGUGCGACUAAAAUGUUCACAAUUGAAAUCCUGCAAUAAUCUGCAAAAUUGUUAAUCAGAAACAUGCAUGAUAAAUAAAGAUAUUGCAUAAACCUGCCUGCGAAAUGCCAA
Carassius auratus (goldfish) is the source of this 1363-nucleotide messenger RNA. Its product is annotated as gastrula zinc finger protein XlCGF8.2DB. The record is from RefSeq and is a predicted model, not a curated record. NCBI's taxonomy places the organism in Eukaryota, Metazoa, Chordata, Actinopteri, Cypriniformes, Cyprinidae. The transcript has 3 exons. Gene Ontology annotation, biological process: regulation of transcription by RNA polymerase II. Gene Ontology annotation, molecular function: DNA-binding transcription factor activity, RNA polymerase II-specific; RNA polymerase II transcription regulatory region sequence-specific DNA binding. The coding region runs from base 52 to 1221 and encodes 389 amino acids. Gene Ontology annotation, cellular component: nucleus.